This is a messenger RNA of Dunckerocampus dactyliophorus (ringed pipefish), 1116 nucleotides long. RefSeq names its product mitochondrial ribosomal protein L16 (gene mrpl16). Gene Ontology annotation, biological process: mitochondrial translation. The record is from RefSeq and is a predicted model, not a curated record. Gene Ontology annotation, molecular function: rRNA binding; structural constituent of ribosome. The transcript has 5 exons. Lineage: Eukaryota; Metazoa; Chordata; Actinopteri; Syngnathiformes; Syngnathidae. Bases 135 to 908 code for a protein of 257 amino acids. Gene Ontology annotation, cellular component: mitochondrial large ribosomal subunit; ribosome.
CCGGCGGAAGUGACGACAACCAUUUAAGUGUUCGCGACCUUGCGUGGUGCAUGGGAUUUUUAUUAAAUUAAAAAGCCACCUAAAAAUGUUCUUAAUUUGCAUGUUUAAUUUCUCAUAGUGUCAAGAUUCACAGGAUGAUCUCUUUAAUCAAGGCUGCUGUGGAUAGCGUGGCUGCCGUCUGUGCCCACAGUCACCAACACGGACUCCUGCACAGCCACUUGAAAGUUCUAACCGCCGGACUGAAUACAUUUGAAAUCCCUCCUGACUACAGAGAUGUGAUGCUGCCACAAAAACCCAAACUGAAGUUCAUGAAUAAGGUACCCAACUUUAAAAAAGCUAAGAGAGAGAUGAAGAAGCUGCGUGACAUCCAAGGCCCUGCUCGCGCAGCAAAUACCUUCACAGCUGGACAGUAUGCCAUAGUGGCAAUGGGCGGGGGCUACCUCCACUGGGGACACGUGGAGAUGAUCCGUCUAACAGUCAACCGCAAGAUGGAUGCCAGCACUACGUUUGCUCGCUGGCGCAUCAACGCGCCCUACAAGCCCAUCACGCGUAAAGGGCUCGGUCAGCGCAUGGGUGGAGGCAAGGGAGCCAUUGACCACUAUGUGACACCUGUUCGCUGUGGUCGCCUUAUUAUCGAAGUAGGAGGAAAGGUGGAGCUUAAGGAAGUGGAGCAUUACUUGACAGAAGUAGCAAAAAAGCUUCCCUUUCCUGCUAAGGUGAUGAGUAGAGAGAGCUUAGAAGCCUUCAAACAGAACCAGAUCGAUAUGGAGCAGAAUAACCAGAACCCAUGGACCUUCAGGAGGGUCGUCCAAGGAAACAUGCUUGGUAUCAGGAGGGUCCUCAGCCCGCUUGACCUGAAGAAUCAUGGACGCUUCACAGGCAAAUUUCAAAUCCCCGGGAGGGUGUGACAGUCCCCAAAGACACUUAUCUUCAAUGCAAUUGGAAGAACCUUACAUUCAAAAAGCUUCUGUUUGUUAAUGUAUGAGAGUCAUCUUUCAACUUUGUAUUAUGCAUUUUCAUUUAUUUUCUUCAUCCUCUUGGUCUUGUCCUGACAAAUCCACGCUAACUAGAUUGAGCUUGAAAGUGAUUUUACCUUAUCAAUAAAACUAUUUCAAU